AUGGUCGAUAGGCAAGACCUGGCUGCAGAUAUCCAGGCAUGGGAGAUCCAUCAGGACCCGCUGACAGCUGAAUCGCUUCUCGAACGCCUAUUCGAUGCAGCGGCCGCAACUUUCCACGACCCUGCGAUCUUGCGCUCCAUAGUCCUCGUCCUUGGCGCGCUAAGGCGAUACGACGAAUGUGUUUUAGCUAUGCGAGCAUAUCUACAGAUUUGCCUGCAUGCUUACAAGACGUCUGGCUCUGUUGAUGCGCAGCUCCUUGCAACCACACACCAUGCAGUAACCUUUCUCGGACGAGCUGCUCGCGAGGAUCUCCCAAAAGCAGAGAUGGCACUUGAGUUUGCUCAAACGGUACAAGCUGUUGUCAAGGAUGUGCAUGUGCUGGGCAGGGCUACAUUUCUCUUGUGCCUGCAAGGUCGCAAGCCAUGGAGCGAGUGCAUCUCUCUCCUCUCCCCCUCGUGUGAGCUUGCUCUUGCUCAUAUUGCCCUAGGCUGCAGGCAGAAAGCGCUUGGGGUCAUCAAAGAGCUCCUCAAGCAUUCAAACAACCAAGUCUUGCUGAUACUCGGCAACUUGCUAUGCGCAGAAGAGCAAUAUGACCGCGCCGCCAAAGCCUUUGCACAAGUCACCUCCGGCGAGACACUUUCGCAAAAGCGUCAAGUUAUAUUUGCACAGCUUGCCUUGGUAGAUCUUGUCGCUCAGCUCGACGGUCCUGAUGCAGCACUCGCCAAAGCGAAGGACGUCUUUGUCACAUUUACGCAGCUCUUUGGCGCACAACAAACGACGCCAAGCAUACCCGUUAUUGUAGAGCCGUCGAGGGAUCCGCCACGGUCUCAGCCUGCCAGCAAUCACCGCAGCUCGAGUUUUCAUCUCGGUGCAUUGCGAUCACAACCUUCCUUGCUGCUGCGCAAGUCAGCUUCCAGUCGAUCGCUUGUACAGCGGCAUCGCCACGUCUCAGCACCUGUUCAAUUACAAGAGCUCUUGAAUGCUGUUGAAGAACCUCGAGAGGAAUCACCGCUAGCAACACAGCAAAGAGAAAUAAACGAGCUGAUUGCGUCGUGUUGGCUACGAGUAGCGCGCUACGCAGCGGAGGUCGACGAGCGAGGUGAUGCCCUCCAGGCGUUGUCUGAAGCGCAAACCAUUUCUGGUGCCACUUCUCAAGUCUUGCUCGCUCAGUGUCGCCUCAACAUCAAGCUCGGCAAUGCUUCACCGGCACAAAUAGAGUCUCGCUUUGAAGUCUUGUUGCAGAGAGAUGAUGGCGAUGAGCAUGCUUCGCUCGCCUAUGCUACGUACUUGAUGGACCGCACAGAACCGGCUUAUGCCCGUGCUUACGACCUGCUCGCGCCUUGGACAAGCUAUAAACAAACGCUCGACGCACAAUUAUGGCUCAAAUUUGGGCAGCUGUGUGAAGCACGUCAUGAAACGGAACGCGCACAGGAGGCUUACUGGAGAGCGCUCGAGCUUGCAGAAGUGGAGGGCGUCUUGCCCUGGACUGAGUUACUCUCGGCAUGUGCGUACUGA
This is a messenger RNA of Protomyces lactucae-debilis, 1515 nucleotides long. RefSeq lists its product as uncharacterized. NCBI's taxonomy places the organism in Eukaryota, Fungi, Ascomycota, Taphrinomycetes, Taphrinales, Protomycetaceae. The record is from RefSeq and is a predicted model, not a curated record. The transcript has a single exon. Gene Ontology annotation, molecular function: protein binding. The coding region runs from base 1 to 1515 and encodes 504 amino acids.